ACAACCGCGCAUGGCAACUGCAGCAGCGUAGUGCCACAGGCGUCGCAGGCGCCUGUAGAGCCCUCUGUCGAGGCACGAAAACACCAAAAUUUUCAUGAGCAAUGUUUUGAGUAGUGCUAAACCAAUUCGUUUCGCUUUUAAUUUCCUUUCGUUUUCUUGUAUCCGGCCUCGCAGGGACUCCCCGUAUCCUCAGAACCUUUGAACGUCGAGAUGAGAGCGACGGCCCGGAGCUAUCGCCCCGUGGAGUCCGAGUAAACGGGAUGACCCAUGGCUGCCGAAUCUGGAGGAAAGAGCGAAAAUGUCGUCUUGGAACCUUACAUCCACCAGGUCGGGGGACGGUCGUCGAUGCUCUGUCUUGAUGAGUUGACGCUCUGCAAACCACUGAUACUGCAGGAACUUAAAUUCUACGAAAACCUCCCGGAUGUUCUCAAACCUUUCACAUCCGAAUACAAAGGUGUCGUUGAAGUGGCGUUACUGGAGGACCCCGAUGGCUACCUGACACUGACAGCGCAUCCCUCGUACGACCUCCUGAAGAAUGGCUGUGCCUCUAGUCAUACCAUCGAGGGCACCGAAAGCCUCACGAGCCUCAAGGCCAGAAAGUACAGGAUGCGCUGGCAGAAGGCCGGCAGCAUCGAGAUUGAGCCGGUUCUGAUGGACGGCACGCAGCUCUUUGAGGAGGAUGAUGGCAAGGACAGCUUCACGACGCACAACCCGUGGAUCGUUCGCUGCCACAACCUGCAGAUUCAACGAUUCCUCUCGUCAUCUGGGAGCCCCAGAGAGUUCCUGCUCCUGGAGAAUUUGACGGCCCGUUACACGUUUCCCUGUAUCCUGGACCUGAAGAUGGGCACCCGGCAGUAUGCAGACGACGCUUCUGAAGAGAAGCGCCGAAGCCUUGACGCCAAGACGGCCGCCACCACUUCGAGUCCACUCGGGCUCCGGAUUUGCGGCAUGCAGGUGUACCAACAGAACCUUGGCUACUACAAGUGCCACAACAAGUAUUUUGGCCGGUCCCUUAACGUGGAAGGCUUCCGGCAGACCCUGUGCCAUUUCCUGCACGAUGGCAUCCGCUUUCGCUUUGACAUUCUGCUGCCCCUCAUUGACCGGCUCCAAGCACUCACCAAGGCAAUAGAGCAGCUGGAAUGUUUUCGUUUCUACACGAGCUCACUUCUCAUCCUGUACGAGGGCAAAGGACCCGACGGGAACUCAAACGACUGCAGCGAGGCGCCACCGCCGCCGCCAACCAAGGAGACCGCGUUCACCAAAAAGUCGCCACCGUCGCCGGUGGAUGUCAGGAUGAUCGACUUUGCCCACUCGGUGUACAGCCCAAAGGACGAAGGGCCCGAUGAGGGCUAUCUGUUUGGCCUGAGGAACCUCAUCAUGCAGCUGCAAAUUCUGAAGCAGGACAACCUGAGUGCCGCUGCGGAGGCCCUGCAACUGAAGUGUGAUAACGCUUCCACAAAGAAAAUAGAAGUGGCUUCAAGAGCAACAAACAAGUGAAACGUUCGCACAACCGAGAGUGGUUGGUACGAAAAAUCUUUGAGUCGGGUGCUGGUUCUGCUGAGUGAUUCCUGGCAUUGACAUAAUGCAGUAGCGGUUCAGUGGAAGAAUGACUACCAUGGGAAAAGUAUGAGUAGCUGAGCCAAGUGAACGGCUAGAAGCUCUAAGAACAAAUGAAUCAAGGUUGAGUGUUGCAUGUUUCAUCUAGUUAUGACUAGAUCGGAGUCUUGCGUAUUGGAAAAAUCGUGUGCUGAUUGGCUCACUAAUGGCUGUGAACUGUCGGUUAGUUGUUCUUGCAAAGAUGUACAUGGCUUUGGAUUUUCCAUGGCUGCACCCCCAAGCUUAGAAGGUUUCAGCAUUGCCUGUUCUACUGGCCUUCAAAUGAUCAGCAGAAGAAGCAGAGGAUAAUCGGG
This is a messenger RNA of Rhipicephalus microplus (southern cattle tick), 1910 nucleotides long. Its product is annotated as inositol hexakisphosphate kinase 1. The record is from RefSeq and is a predicted model, not a curated record. Lineage: Eukaryota; Metazoa; Arthropoda; Arachnida; Ixodida; Ixodidae. Gene Ontology annotation, biological process: phosphatidylinositol phosphate biosynthetic process; inositol phosphate biosynthetic process. Gene Ontology annotation, molecular function: inositol hexakisphosphate kinase activity. Gene Ontology annotation, cellular component: nucleus; cytoplasm.